UCGGCAACUAGUGGUCGGGAUUGGAUCCCGGUUCCGGUGACACCAUCCGGCUAGUAUCAUACCGUCGUGAAUGACACUGAUAGGGCCCGGUGCCCCAGGAAUGGCAUUCAUGAUGAAGAAGAAAAAGUACAAGUUCUCGGUGGAGCUCCACCUCGAGGAGCUGGUGGAGGUCCCGUUCCUGAACGCGGUGCUGUUCGCGAAAAUUCGUCUGCUAGAUGGCGGUUCCUUCCAGGCUCACAGCAAUAGGGAGGAAGUGAAAAACCACACCGUGAAGUGGGGUCAAAAGUUCGAGUUUCCCUGCAAGAUGACGUCGAACGCGUCGACGGGCGUGCUUGACCUCUGCACCGUCCGGAUAUCGGUGCGGAAGGAGAUUAAGGGCGGCCGUAGUUUCCAGAAAUUAGGAUUCACGGACCUGAACCUGGCCGAGUUCGCCGGUUCCGGUCUAACGUCGCGCAAGUGCCUGCUCGAGGGCUAUGACGCACGGCACCGGCAGGACAACUCGAUGCUGAACGUGUCGCUACGCAUGCACAUGAUCCAGGGUGAUAUUUUGUUCAAAGUUCCUUCUCCCAGUCCCAAGUCGAAGACUGCACUGCCGCAGGAUAACCUGGCACUCGGACUACAACCCACCGAUCCGGCGAUGGCAGCGGUCGGUCCCGUCGUGACGCCCGUCGUAACGCGCGUUUCCACCAAAGAAGAUCCAUCGGUCGCGUCUGUUGCGUCCGGGUUCGACUCGCUGCCCAAGAAGAAACCCACGGCACAGGGUCUUCCGACAACGAUAGAACACCAGCAGUCGAUCGAUCUGGACCCGCAGUCGUUCAUCAUCACCGAUUCCGGGAUAUCUGAAUCUUCCGAACCGCCAUCGUCCCUGCUGGACUUCCAGUCGAAUCUUUCGCUCGUGGCAUCGCUACCCAUCAAUGUCGGUGCGUCACAGGCUGGCACUGUCCCCGGAGGCCAGCAGGUGCCCGCGAACGUCGGUAGCGUUGCCGGAGCGAUCGAAUUAGGUCACUCGCGCAACUCGAGCAAUACUAGUCAAAUGUCCAAAGGUUCCGGCUACAGCAGCUUCUCCCACAGUCAACAUUCGAGGCAAAGCUCGGAGGGAGAUUCGGGUCACCAGAGGUUCCGGCCGGUGUCGGCAUCGGGGUACCAUGGCAAACUGGGCGCCAGCACCGCCACGGUGCCGACGACCACCAGCGCCACCGUCACCGCGUCUAGUAGUAGUACCGCACAGCCUGUAGUUAACGGCGGUGGCCGAUUCAUUUCGCUCGCUAAUAAGAAACUUCUCACCAGUGGCAUCAGCAACAGCAGCAGCAGCAGCAGUGGUACCGGAAACAACGACAUUGGCGACACCGCCAUGAUCAUCAACCCCGCGAAACAGCACGCGAUCACCGCCAAUCGGUUGCUGAUGAAACUGCGCCUACCUCAGAGCCCUACUUCGGACUCGGGUGACGAGCUGUUCGCCACACCGGAUGUGACGGUGCUGUCGGAGGACGAAGCCGGCGACGAUCGGACCGAGUCCGGGGUGGACGAAUUCGGUACACCCACGUCGGAAAUACCGCUCGCGAAGCUGGUCAAGAUCAAGAGCAUGAACAACCUGGCCGUCCCCAAGGGAGCCAUGUUUUCGGACGAAGAAGACGACCGGCAUCGGCAAGCGCACGAAUGCUCCUUGGGGACGCCAGGGGACCUGUCCGCCGAGCUGCACCUGUCACCCGCGAUGAACCUGAGCCGUAUGAAAUCACUCGGCAAUCUGUCGGCGUACGAGCGCGAGUUUGGCCACACGCCCGUCGAUCUGUUGCAAUCGAAGCGGGACUUCGAAACGCGCCGGUUUAGCUUCGCAAAGAUGCGCUCGCUGACGGAUCUGACGGUGGGCGAUGAGACGGAUGAUCCGUUGGUGCGACGUCGCCGGCAAUUGGAAGCGGAAGAGAAGGGCACCGUGAAGCAACCUUCCUCGCCAUCGCCACUGUCACUGCCGUGUUCCGGUGGGAUCGAGCUGGUCAAUCGUUUCCUGCCGUUCCAGAUGCGCAGCUCGUUCCACAGUGGCGUUUACCGGAAGCGAUCUGGGAUUGGAUACACGCGUUACAUCGGCAUCGAUGAUGAUACGGCCACAGCUGCAGGCAAUGGAACGACGGCUGGUACGCCACUGGGUGCUAGCAAUCUGACGAAAAUCAGCUCCCUCAGCACGAUCCCGACCGUGUUGGCGGGCGAGCGCAUCGAUCACGUCCCAUUCUUGACACCCAACAUCAGCCGGAAGCGGUUUGGGUCCUCGUCGACGAGCGCCACCAGCAGCCCGGAUGAGAACGAUCCCGAACCACCACCGGUGGUGACGUUGCGAUUAAGCAAAGCAAAACCGAGUGCCGCCUCGACGGGUACGACUUCCUCCAUCGUGAAGGCGAUCGCGCGCAGUUCCGGACGCGGCAGCAGUCCGUUUGAACGCAACUUCCGGAAAAGCGCCCCGAUCGGUGAUGCAGCUCAACCGGAAGCGAUGAACGCGCGCGGGUUGCUCACCACUUCCAGCUCGUCGGGCUCCGUCCAGCAACUGCAGCAGGUGGGCGGAUACUUCCGGCAGUCCGACAGUAAUUUCUACAACAUCGUGCGGAACUAUCCUAUCGGCAAAAGCGCCUCCGCGAAUCUGGAGUCGCUCAAACACCGCUCUUCCUACAACAGCUUCCCGCUGAGCCUGAAACCUCAUCAGUCUCAGCCGCAACAGCAGCAGCAGCAGCAGGCUCAGAAGCAAGCAAAUGUGAUCGUACCGAAGGCUGAUGUGAAGGGCGCAGUGCCACCGGUAUCCAAAGCGGUCUCCGCCAUCUCUGCGAAAGCGGUGGCCGUCAAUCAACCGGUGACGACGGCGGGCAAUCGAGUCUACCAUAGAUUCCGCUCUGUAGUGAGGGUGGUUCUUAAGUUUAUCAUAAAGGGACAAUCGAACCAAUCGACAAACGAUUGCCAUAAAUCUACCACUUCUACCAUCAGCAAUGCUACCACUACCAGUAGUACCGUCAUUACUACUGCUGCUACAAAUACUACUACUACUACUACUACUACUACUACUUCUACUACCACUACUACUAGUUCCACUUCUACUUCCACCACCUCCUCUACCAGUGCGACGGUGUUAAAGAACAUUUGUGGUUUACACCGGCGCUUGCUGGACGGCAGCACUCGUCAACUAACCUCACUAGCACUAGCGACCCCAUCGACCUCGUCCGGCGCCGGCACGUCCUCGUCCGGUUCGAGUGCCAUCAGCCCUUCGUCGACGGGCACGUCGGUCGGUACCGGGGCCCCGGUGGGGACCGGCGGGUCACCUUCAAUCGGAACCGUGCCGGGAUCCGGGUGCGAUUGUCCGGAUAUGCCGGCCGGUUCGGGUGUCCCAGGGUCGCUUCCGGGUGGAUCGGAACCGACCGGCGGUGUGAUAGGGGCGCCCUCGGUGGGACCACCCUGCUCCACGGCGCCACUGUGUGUAGCUUCAUCAUCAUCAUCAUCCGGGUUCGAUGCGUCGAUGCUCAACAAUGGCACUAACAACUCAUCAUCGCUCAAUCUACCAUCUUCGCUUGCGCUCAGACGUCCCAGUGCUAACAUAAAUCCCAGUUCUAGCUCAAUCCCGAUGAGUGAGACCGGUUCACUCGAUCGCAUGAAGUCGGCGGCGGAGAGAAGGAAAAAAGGAACCGGCUUGGACGGGGACAGCGGCAUGGCACCGACGCUGUCCGGCCGCGUCGAGGACACCCGCGUCAACACCGGUCUGAUCAUUGACGAGCUGUUGAAAAACACUAAGCUGGACCACUUAGAAGAUGCAGAAAAUCCCACCGGACUAGCGCUGUACAUCAGCAGCGACGGUACGACGAUGGUCGGCAGCCACGAGGUGCACUCGCGCAUGCCAGCCGGAGCGUUCAAGCAGGUGGUCAUGGAAACCCCAAGAUAG
Messenger RNA from Anopheles nili, 3910 nucleotides. RefSeq names its product serine-rich adhesin for platelets. The record is from RefSeq and is a predicted model, not a curated record. The transcript has 11 exons. Bases 71 to 3910 code for a protein of 1279 amino acids. Lineage: Eukaryota; Metazoa; Arthropoda; Insecta; Diptera; Culicidae.